Molecule: messenger RNA, 2640 nt
Organism: Dendronephthya gigantea
Lineage: Eukaryota; Metazoa; Cnidaria; Anthozoa; Malacalcyonacea; Nephtheidae
Product: echinoderm microtubule-associated protein-like 2
Exons: 22
Coding region: 192-2534 (780 amino acids)
Biological process (GO): microtubule cytoskeleton organization
Cellular component (GO): mitotic spindle
Molecular function (GO): microtubule binding
Source: RefSeq, a predicted model, not a curated record
ACCGCGAAGUGAAUUUUAAAUUUAUGUCGGAAAGUCUCGUGCUUGGACAGUUGGCAUAUAUUGUGCAUGUGUUUUGUUCAACAUUCUUGAGAAAAUUUUUGCCAUUUCUUCGCUACGUUGCAGUGAAAUUUAGCUAGCAAUACAGCGUAAAAGUCAAACUGGUGUUAUUCUUUUAAUAACAACGCUUUAAAAUGGAGUCAAUGGACGAGCAAGCCAAUGUAAAUAACUCCGCAGAAUGUUCUGGAGAUUAUCGUGACUCUGACGAGCUUGCAAGUCUUAAGAAGCAGGUCAGAGAUCAAGGAGACGAAAUCCUUGUUCUUAAAUCAUCUUUGGCUGAUGCUUUGAGAAGACUGCAAGUAUUGGAGGAACGGAAGCCAGCGAGUGCUUCUGGAAAACCUAAAAGGCCCAAUUCAACAUCAGCUCUUGGAGACCAUACCCCAUUCAAGUAUGCUAGUCAAAGUAAGAAGUCUGGGAAAUCACCAACAAAUAGCUUUGCAUCAACACCAAGACCUCCAUCAUCGAAGCACAGCGCUUCUGAUUCUGCAAGCAGGAAGGGGUCAUCUAUCAGGAGAAAAACUAGCAAUAGUGGCUUAUCAAAAGAAGAACAAGCUGAACGAGAUGCAGUUGCUAUGAAAUUCCAGCUGCGUGGUAGGACAUUGAAUUUUUAUCCGCCAAGUAAUUUUGAUGAAUCGUCUCAUUCUGGAGAUGCUCCUGAUGUGAAGUUACUAUUGGAAUGGGUGCAUGGUUACCGUGGAAAAGACUGUCGCAACAAUCUCUAUUGCUUGCCAUCCAGUGAGAUUGUGUAUAACACAGCUGCUGUUGUAGUAAUAUACAACCCAACAACCAAGACCCAGCGACACUAUACUGAACACACUGAUGAUGUCAAAUGCCUCGCUCUGCAUCCAAACAAAGAGAUUAUUGCAAGUGGUCAAGUUGCAGGACAUGCAAAGAAGGAAGGCAAGCCGCAUAUUCGGAUCUGGAACAUCACCUCCCUGCAAACACUCAAAGUAGUUGGUUUGGGAUCAUUUCAAAGGGGAUUAUCUUGUGUGGCAUUUUCAGUUGAAGAUGGUGGUGCUCAUGUGGUUGGUGUGGAUGAUGGAAAUGAUCACAAUUUAUCCAUCUGGGAAUGGGAAAACAAGAAAAAAGUAACUGAAGCUAAAGGAGGUAAUGAGCCAGUCUUGGCUGUGGAUUUCUACCCGGGUGAUUCAAAGCGUCUGGUCACGUGUGGCAAGUCCCACAUCGCAUUCUGGAAACUGAACGAUGAAAAAAAACUCGAAAAGAAAAUGGGCGUUUUUGAGAAACACGCUAAACCAAAGUAUGUGUUGUGUUUUGCAUUUGGACAAAAUGGGCAGGUGAUUUCUGGUGAUUCAAAUGGCAAUAUCUUCAUUUGGGCAAACGAGGGCAACCAAAUCACACAAGAAAUAACAGCUGCUCACGAGGGGCCAAUCUUCUCUAUCGAAUCAUUUGAGGAUGGAGCGUUUCUCUCCGGUGGAGGCAAGGAUAGGAAAGUCUUCCUGUGGGACAGCAAUUACAACAAGUCUGAGAAACAGUUAGAGAUUCCAGAGGAAAGUGGUACAGUAAGAUCUGCUAUCUUGGGUCCCAAUGAUGACGAAGAACGAUCCGUCGUGGUUGGAACAACGAAAAACUGCAUCCUUCAAGGAAAAUUUAUAGAAGAAAGCAAUCAAUUUCAGUGCUUGACAAAGGGUCAUUCUGAGGAAACGUGGGGUCUGUGCGUCCAUCCUUCUAAGCCAAUAUUUGUGACAUGUGGUUAUGAUAAGAUGUUGUAUGUUUGGAACAGCGAGGAUAAGUCUUUGGUCUGGUCUCAGCCGCUGGAGGGUGCUCUUCAGUCAGUAUGUUUUCAUCCCAAUGGUAAUUUCCUGGCAGUCGCAUCUCAGAACAAUAAGUUCCACAUUCUUGACGCUGAUACUGGAGAGGAAUUCUACACCUGUGAGAUUGGUUCAGAACAACAUGACUGCAUAAAGUAUUCUCCUGAUGGAUGUUAUCUAGCGGUUGGCUCUCACGACAACUUUAUCUAUUUGUUUACUGUGAGCGAGGAUGGCAAGCAGUAUAAAAAACAUGGACGACUGUCCGGUCAUUCUAGUUACAUAACGCAUCUUGACUGGUCCAAGGACAGCCAACAUUUGCAAAGCAAUUCUGGAGACUACGAGAUCUUAUACUGGCAGGCAAAAGAUUGCAAACAAGUUUCAUCAGGAUUUUCAAUGAGAGAUACCGAGUGGGAUUCUUGGUCUUGUGUGCUGGGGUUCCCUGUGCGAGGAAUGUGGCCAGAGGGCGCUGAUGGAACUGAUAUCAAUACGUGCAUUAGAUCACAUAGUUCUCAGUACCUCGUCAGCGGUGAUGAUUCAGGCUGUUUGAAUAUGUUUACGUAUCCUUGCUCGAAGCCAAAGUCCACGCCAAAUGUUGCCCACGGUCAUAGUUCCCAUGUUACCGCCGUACGUUUCCUAGCAACGGAUUCUUAUGUCGUCAGCACCGGAGGCAAGGAUAAUACCGUCAUGCAAUGGAGGCUCGAAAGAUAAGUAUUCUACCUCAUUCCUGUUAGCAAAUAUUGAUGAAAUGGUCGUAUCUCGUAGACAAAUGCUUUGAAUAUAUUAGCUCAGCCCUGGGAAAGGGGAUAAAUAGUUU